Messenger RNA from Paramuricea clavata, 2150 nucleotides. The record is from the annotation of a GenBank genome assembly. Lineage: Eukaryota; Metazoa; Cnidaria; Anthozoa; Malacalcyonacea; Plexauridae.
AUGAGUGUGAAGAAGAACAUUGACAUUCUUCUGCAGCAUGUUCGACUGGGUGUGAAGCCAACAAAGUUUUGUACCUGCACAGACAACGAGUUACGAGAAAACAAGUUUGUACGAUCGUUAUCUGAAUUAACUACCCUGGUAAACGGUCGUAUUCAGGUGAAGGUGUCGUGCAUGGAAAUCGGCCCACCUAAGAAAAGCAAUUACGACAUUGCCCUCAAGAGAAUCUAAUCCACUGAGAAAUCCCUUAAAGGAAAGAAAUGUACCGAUGUUUUUGCUGAAGAAGUCCGGAAGCUGGUUGAUGAAGGUUUUGAAGAUCCCGUCAGAAAAAGUAGAUCACUCGAAGCCCGAAUGGUAUCUGCCACUAUAUGCGGUCUUCACUCCUGAAAAAACAACAAAGGUGCGACUCGUUUUCGAAUCCUCGUGCGAAGGUCAUGAUGGUCUUUCGUUGAAUGAUCAUCUCGAGAAAGGCCCCAAUUACAUCGACGAUAUUCCAGAAGUCCUCGCAGCGUGGCGAUGGGAUAAUAUUGCAUGCGUAGGAGAUAUGAGAAAGAUGUUUAAUCAAAUCCUGGUACACCCGGAUGAUCAAGUUUUCCUUAGAUUCCUUUGGAUAGAGAAACCAACCGACGCUUUGGAUAGAGAAACCAACCGACGAACCUACUGAUUAUCAAUGGCUCCGUUUAAGCUUUUGUGACAAACCAGCUCCUGACAUCGCUAGUAAGUCGAUUAAAGUCUUAGCUAAAGCGACACAACCUCAAGAACUUCAAGCAGCAGCCGAAUUGUUACAACACGUGUGCGUGGAUGAUGUUGCAGGAUCCAGAUCAACAGUUCAAGAAGUUCAACAAGUAACCACUGCAAUUGAUUCCAUUCUUGAAAAUGACAGGUUUGAAAUCAAAACCUGGCAUUCGAACAGUACAGAAAUCGACCAAACGGAAGGUGAAAAUAUCACGGAUCUACUUGGCCAUAAGUGGGAUAAUGAAACAGACAAGUUUACUUUCAAAAGAGAGGAAGAGAGGAAAUUCCCGAACUGUCUGAAACGCUCACAAAAAGAAAUUUUCUUGCACUUUUGGCUAAGCUGCGGGAUCCUAUUGGCAUGAUUGCACCCGUCACUAUAAGAUUCCGGAUCGAUUUACAAGAACUGUGGUGCUCAGGUUAUGGGUGGGAUGAUGUCACAUCAGAGGAAACGCAAAGAAAGUGGAAGGAGAUCUAAAGAUAAUGAAUUAUCUUCUAUCGUUAGAGUUUGACCGCAAGUUAAAACCGAUUAAUGCGAAUGGUCUACCAGAAAUCCACGGAUUUUCCGACGCCGGUGAUCAAGCAUACGGAGCAGUAUUGUUUCUCCGCUGGGAACUAAUAGACGGUAGUUUUGUUUGCGUUCCAGUCAUUAUCAAGGCUUUCGUGGCUCCAGCAAAGAAGAAGAGCAUCCCUGUACGACGCCUGUACGAAGAUGUUAACGUUUGCUGAUAUAGAUCAAGCCCAGAAGUUCUUAUAGAUUGACUCGACAACGAUUUUAUCCUGGAUAAAGACCCCACCCAAAGAGUUUCGACCUUUCGUAUCUGCGCGAGUCGCCGAAAUUCAGGAAACUGUGGGUUCGGAGGACUUCCGUUACAUUCCAUCAAAUGAGAACCCGGCUGAUGCUCUACUCGCGGUCUUGAUCCCGAACGUCUCAAAGAUUGGUUAACCAGCCCAUCAUUCCUCAAGUUACCGGAAGCAGAAUGUUUACAUUCGAAAAACCAGUCUAAGCCAGAAAUCGAUCCUGCAGAAACCAAAAGAGAACUAAAACCCAAAAGAAGCAACCAAAAGACAAGAAAGUUCACGUUUAUCCAACCGUUAAUGCCAAGAGAACCGCGAAAAAAGAAAAUCCCGAGAACCAAAGUCAAGAGAAAACUACUGAAUCGAAAGCGGAAGAAAAGGUAAACCCAAGAGAUAUGAUCAGAAGCACAGAAAAGCGAGUAAAUGAUUUCUGGUGCUGUUGGAUGAAAUAUUUUGCGUCAAACAUUCUACCAAGAAACAAGUGGUUCAGAACAAGAAAAAAUGUGAAAGAAGGCGACCUUGUCUUAGAGUUGGAUUCAAAGCAUAAAAGAUGCCAAUGGAAGAUGGCGAUAAUUAUUGGAACAUAUCCAGGUCCGAAUAAAGAAUGCCGAUGGAGAAUAUGA